AUCACAUAUCAUCAUCAUCGUCAGAGCACAAGAUUUCCCCAUUACGUAUCAGUCAAGAGCCUACUAAUGUCGGCCACCGGAGAAGGUGAGGCGGUUCCCGUCGCCGUUGAGGAGCAGCAGCCGCCGGCUCCCGCUGCGGCGGAGGCGGAGCAGCAGCCAAAGCAGGCGGAGGAGCCGGCGAAGAAGGAGAAGAAGCAGAGGGCCCCCAAGGAGAAGAAGCCCCGGAAGCCCAAGGCAGCCUCUCACCCCCCAUACUUUCAGAUGAUCAAGGAGGCGCUGCAAGCCCUGAACGAGAAGAGCGGAUCGAGCCCGUAUGCGAUCGCGAAGUAUAUGGAGGACAAGCACAAAUCCGUCCUCCCAUCGAACUUCAGGAAGACAUUAGCCCUCCAGCUGAAGAACUCCGCAGCCAAGGGGAAGCUGAUCAAGAUCAAGGCCUCGUACAAGCUCUCUGAGGCUGAGAAGAAGGAGAAGGCCCCAAAGGCAGAGGCUGCGAAGAAGCCCGCAGCGAAACAGAGCAAGGCGAAGCCGACCGAAGCAAUUGCCCCCAAGAAGCCCAGGACCACGAGGAAGUCCGAGAGAGCCGCUGCGACGAAGAAGGCUGCGGCGAAGAAGCCGGCCAAGAAGCCGAAGAAGGCAGCUGCUGCUGCGAAGCCUAAGCAGCCCAAGUCCAUCAGGUCCCCUGCAGCGAAGAGGGCCAAGAAGGCUGCUGCUGCUUAGAGGGGAGAGUGAAUCUAGUCGUCUUGUUUUUUGGGGUGGGGAAUAAGCAAAUGAUGUUUCUUCCUCUGUUGCGUCGGUCUGUGAAUAUGGGUGGGGGAUCGGAUGUAAGGUUGCUUUUGUUGAUAGAUAGUAAUGGCUGAUCUUCAACCUCUGAUGUGUUCUGAUCAUGUCUUCUAAUCUAAUCUUGAAAGAGUGUGCACUGAGAUGAGAUGGAGAUGUUCUUGUGAGAGAAUCUUGUUCUGUUUCAGUGAAAUGGAGAAGAUGGAGGACA
This is a messenger RNA of Punica granatum (pomegranate), 988 nucleotides long. NCBI's taxonomy places the organism in Eukaryota, Viridiplantae, Streptophyta, Magnoliopsida, Myrtales, Lythraceae. The record is from RefSeq and is a predicted model, not a curated record.